GUUAGAUAUUAGAAUAAUAUAAAGGUCCAAAUGGCCUGGCAACUUGUCCAAAUCCUAUUUUUUUCGGAUCCAUUCGGACGCGCAAUGGCGUCCGUGUGAUACGACUGAUAAGAGCGGCUAGAGCGUACCUGUCGUCACGGUGCCCCGUUGUCUUGCCGAGUUGCCCGCAUAGUACACACUAAAGCGUCUAGCAGUGUCCGCAGGUCGAAUCACUUGUCGGUCAUUGUGCGAAAACUAUGAUACUUACGGCUGCUUCCUUGUAAUAGUUUGGUGAUUUGGAUUUUGGUUUUUUGACGUACCCGCCACGAGAACGAUAUGAUGCUACCGCGGUGUAUUCUUCUGUUCUCAUGGGCAGUAUGGUGCAUAAGUGCUCAAGACAAUACAAUCAACGAACCAUUAUCAGAUUUGGAUGAUGACAUGUCAAAAGAUAUUACAAUAGAAUGUAACAACAAAGAAAUACGUGUAAAUAUUGACACAACAUCAAAAUCAUUUACUGGAAUCGUCUAUCCCAAAGGAUUGGCAAAAAACUCUAGUUGCAUGGCUGAGUUUAAUCAUCAAAAAAGUCCUGUAGUUUACAGGCUACCAUUAAGAUCUUGUAAUACAAUGAGUACAUAUUUGAACGAUGGUAUUGUUGAAUACUUUAACACAAUAGUAUUGCAGCCUCACAGGAAAUUAGUGACUAAUCAAGGCAAAGGUUUCCAUAUUCGUUGCAAGUACCAAACAAACGAACAGUCACUGACUAAUGUAAUGAACAUGAGCACUCCCGAAGAAACAUCCAUGGUUGAAGGAGCUAAAAUGCCAACUUGUAUUAUGAAAAUAUUUUCUGGAAAAACUGUCAAGCCAGAUGUCGCAGAAAACGUUAAAAUUGGCGACCCGUUGACAAUGGUUAUAUCAAUUGACAGUGAAGAUACAUUUGGUUUGUUUAUCACAGAUUGUUUAGUUCGUGACGGUCUUGGUUGGGGUGAUCAGCGCCUGAUUGAUAAAUACGGAUGUUCAAUUGAAGAUGAAAUAAUGGGUCAGUUUCAAUAUAGUGAAAACAAAACUACCGCUGUAGUUAAUUUCCAAGCUCAUAAGUUCCCUUACACAACAUCAGUUUACUAUCAAUGCCAUGUUCAUCUUUGUACAAAGGCUAACGGUGGAUGUGCUAAUACUCCACCAAACUGUAGUAAUAAGAAACGUAUACGCCGUGAAGAUCAGCCAGCUGACGAUGAAAGUCCGGCCACAAUUGAAGUGUACAGUGGUCUUUAUGUCAAUGAAGCUGCAGAUAGUGCCAGUCCUGAACAAAUGGAUCAAGUAGCAAGAGAAAAGAUAUCAGAUGACCCGUACAGCAUUUGUAUUUCUCAACGCAACUUUGCCAUAAGUAUUGCCAUAGCUGGACUCAUACUCAUGCUUUUGACUGUAAUAACAGCACUUAUAUUGUUGACAAGAAGAAACAAGAAAACUCUUUCAUCCAGUGGAAGUUCUGUUUACAGUGGACCUUACACUAACACUGCUUAUAGCCACACUAGUUAGAUAAGUAGAAAUAGUUUUUUGUAAAAACAAAUACAAAAUAUGUGGUGCUUUUACUAAUACGUCAUAACAAAAGUAUUUUUUAUAUG
Molecule: messenger RNA, 1598 nt
Organism: Adelges cooleyi (spruce gall adelgid)
Lineage: Eukaryota; Metazoa; Arthropoda; Insecta; Hemiptera; Adelgidae
Gene: pio
Product: cuticlin-4
Exons: 9
Coding region: 316-1512 (398 amino acids)
Source: RefSeq, a predicted model, not a curated record